This is a messenger RNA of Pseudonaja textilis, 1566 nucleotides long. The record is from RefSeq and is a predicted model, not a curated record. Lineage: Eukaryota; Metazoa; Chordata; Lepidosauria; Squamata; Elapidae.
AUGUGGAUGCAAGAUAAGCUGCAUGGAAAGCUAAAUGCUUGGUAUCUCUUGUCCUUCCUGAUUUCUGUCGGGGAGAUCAACCAGAAUUCUCUGAUCUUACCCAACAUCUCCCUGGGCUACGACCUCCAUGAUAGUCAUUUCAAUGCAAAAAUGAAUGCUGAAGCCACGGUGGAUCGGCUCUCUUCUGGAGAGGCAAAUAUUCCAAACUACAAAUGUGGAAGACAGAAGAAUCUGCUCGUUGUCAUUGAAGGGACUGAUUCUGACCUCUCCCAACACAUGGCAACCUUGCUGGACAUCUACAAAAUCCCACAGCAUCCCUUUGCUGUUAAAGGCUGGAUUAGGUGCAAGGAGAAAGAACACUUGGAAAUUUUAGCACAGGAGGACAUUGAAGAAAUCCUUUCUCUCAACAGCCAUCAUGUUUACAACUCCAUCUAUGCUCUGGCACGAGUGCUAAGUGCUGCCUAUGUCUCCAAAUCCAAAUGGAGAACACUGAAGGAAGGUAGAAAAUCCUUGGACCUGGAAAAGUUGCAGCCUUGGCAGAGUCUGCCUCCCUCCAAAUGUGUGGACAGUUGUCAGCCUGGAUUUUUUAAGGUGGGCCAAGAAGGCAAGCCUGUUUGCUGCUAUGACUGUAUACCCUGUGGAGAAGGCAUCUUUUCCUCUCAGGAAGAUGCAGAAAAGUGUGCCAGAUGUCCAGAUGAUCAGCAUCCAAAUCAGAAGCAAGAUCAAUGUCUUCCUAAGAAAUUAACCUUCCUGGCUUACAGUGAAAAUCUGGGGACCACCUUAACUUCUCUUGCAUCCUCUUUGGCCUUAAUUACUACUCUAGUCUUAGCAAUCUUUAUUAAAUAUAGAGAAACUCCCAUUGUCAAAGCCAACAACCGUGACCUCUCUUACAUCCUCCUUACCACUCUCCUGCUUUCCUCCCUGUCCGCAUUUCUCUUCAUUGGACGACCAAACAGAGCCACCUGCCUUCUCCGACAAACUACCUUCAGCAUCAUCUUCUCAGUGGCUGUUUCUUCUGUCUUAGCCAAAACAAUCACAGUUGUGUUGGCUUUUCUGGCCACAAAGCCAGGAAACAGAGUGAAAAAAUGGCUUGGAAAGAGUUUGACCAACUCCAUCAUCCUUUCUUGUUCCAGUGUCCAGGUGAUCAUCUGCAGCAUCUGGCUGGUGGUCUCUCCCCCAUUUCCUGAUUCUGACAUGCGGUCUCAACCAGGAAAGAUUGUGCUUCAAUGUAAUGAAGGAUAUCUUGCAAUGUUUUAUGUUGCUCUCGGCUACAAUGGAUUCCUGGCUGCCAUCUCCUUUGUGGUGGCUUUCCUGGCCAGGAACCUCCCAGGGGCCUUCAAUGAAGCCAAGCUGAUCACUUUCAGCAUGCUACUCUUCUGCAGUGUCUGGAUCUCCUUUGUACCCACCUACUUGUGCACCAAAGGGAAAUACAUGGUGGCUGUGCAGAUCUUCUCCAUUUUGGCUUCCAGUGCUGGCCUACUGGGCUGCAUCUUUAUUCCCAAGUGCUACAUUAUGUUAAUAAGACCAAAUCUGAAUACAAAAGAACAGCUAAUUUUGAAAACUUAA